Molecule: messenger RNA, 2922 nt
Organism: Malania oleifera
Lineage: Eukaryota; Viridiplantae; Streptophyta; Magnoliopsida; Santalales; Ximeniaceae
Product: methionine--tRNA ligase, cytoplasmic
Exons: 17
Coding region: 203-2626 (807 amino acids)
Biological process (GO): methionyl-tRNA aminoacylation
Cellular component (GO): aminoacyl-tRNA synthetase multienzyme complex; cytosol
Molecular function (GO): ATP binding; methionine-tRNA ligase activity; tRNA binding
Source: RefSeq, a predicted model, not a curated record
GAAGCGGAGGGAGGGCAACUAGACAGAUGCUUCCUUCUGUUUACCCUAACACCUCACAACCAAACGCCGACGCCCGUGGCUCGCAUCCCCCUUGGACUUCGACAUUUCCUCUGACAUCUCCCCACUUCUCCAAUUCUGAGACGUCACCUCGCUUGUGUCUGCAAUUUCCAAUCAGAGUCUCCCUGAAGCUCAAGAAUCUUCGAUGGGAGAUCUCCCCAGCACUGCCGGAAAUGGCCUGAAGGCCACUAAAGUUCCGAUUCCCGGCAAGCGUAACAUCCUCAUUACCAGCGCCUUGCCUUACGUAAACAACGUUCCUCAUCUCGGCAACAUCAUCGGCUGUGUAUUAAGUGCGGAUGUGUUUGCACGGUAUUGCCGUCUUCGCGGCUAUAACGCUAUAUACAUUUGUGGGACUGAUGAGUAUGGGACAGCUACAGAAACAAAAGCCAUGGAAGAGAAUUGCACACCCCAAGAGAUUUGUGACAAAUACUACACCAUUCACAAGGAAGUGUAUCGAUGGUUCAAUAUCAGUUUUGAUGAAUUUGGGCGGACUUCAACUCCUCAGCAGACUGAUGUUUGCCAGGCCGUUUUCAAAAAACUGAUGGAGAACAAUUGGCUAUCAGAAAACGCAAUGCAGCAGCUAUAUUGCGAUACCUGCAAAAGAUUUUUAGCUGAUCGAUUGGUUGAGGGUAUCUGCCCUACACAAGAUUGUAAUUAUGAGUCUGCGCGAGGAGAUCAGUGUGAAAAAUGUGGAAAGCUUUUAAAUCCAACUGAGCUGAAAGAUCCUAGAUGCAAGGUCUGUCAGUCCACUCCACGCAUCCGUGAUACAAAUCACUUGUUUCUUGAGCUCCCUUUGCUGAAGGACAAACUGGAAGCAUAUAUAAAAAACAUGUCAGUAUGUGGAUCUUGGAGCCAGAAUGCUAUUCAAGCUACGAAUGCAUGGCUUAAAGAAGGAUUGAAACAGCGAUGCAUUACCAGAGAUCUGAAGUGGGGGGUUCCUGUUCCACAUGAUAAAUUUAAGGACAAGGUCUUCUAUGUCUGGUUUGAUGCUCCUAUUGGUUAUGUCUCAAUCACUAAAUGCUAUACCUCUGAAUGGGAGAAGUGGUGGAAGAACCCUGAAAAUGUGGAGCUGUAUCAGUUUAUGGGCAAGGAUAAUGUGCCUUUCCACACUGUGAUGUUUCCAUCUACACUUCUUGGAACUGGUGAAAACUGGACUUUGAUGAAAACUAUUAGUGUUACUGAAUAUCUGAACUAUGAAGCUGGAAAGUUCUCCAAGAGCAAGGGUGUAGGAGUUUUUGGCAAUGAUGCAAAGGAUACAGGCAUUCCUGUAGAAGUAUGGAGAUACUACUUGCUAAUGAAUAGGCCAGAGGUAUCAGACACGUUAUUUACGUGGGCAGACUUACAAGCAAAACUUAAUAGUGAGCUGUUGAACAAUCUGGGCAAUUUUAUUAAUCGGGUUCUAAGCUUUAUUACUAAACCUACAGGGCAAGGAUAUGGUUCUAUCAUUCCUGAUGCUUCAGGUGCUGAAUCACAUCUUUUGACAAAGACAUUAGCGGAAAAAGUUGGAAAAUAUGUGGAGCAAUAUCUGGAAGUUAUGGAGAAGGUCAAACUGAAGCAAGGACUGAAAACUGCAAUGAAUAUUUCUAGUGAGGGAAAUGCUUAUCUGCAAGAGAGUCAAUUCUGGAAGCUUUAUAAGGAAGACCAACCUAUGUGUUCUGUCGUUAUGAGAACUUCAGCAGGGCUAGUCUAUCUUCUAGCAUGUCUUCUGGAGCCUUUUAUGCCAUCUUUUUCUCUUGAGGUACUUAAGCAGCUUAAUUUGCCUCCUGGGACACAAUUUUCACUUUCUGAUGAUAAAGGAGAUGUUGAGAGGGCCAGAAGACCUUGGGAGAUUCUACCUGCUGGUCACAAAAUUGGGACACCAGCGCCAUUGUUCAAGGAACUGAAAGAUGAACAAGUGGAGUUAUUCCGGGAUAAGUUUGCAGGAAGUCAAGCUGAUAGGAUUGUGAAAGCAGAAGCUGAAGCAAAGCUUGCUGAGCAAUUGAAAAAGACGAAAGUUUCAGAUAGAAAUGCAAAGAAGCAGCAGCCAACAAAAUUUGCUGCUAAAGCCAAACCCAAGGUCUCCACUGAAGCUGAAAUUUCUGUUGCCCGACUUGAUAUCCGUGUUGGCCUCAUUACGAAAGUUCAGAAGCAUCCGGAUGCUGAUUCCCUGUAUGUGGAAGAGAUUGAUGUGGGUGAACAAGCAACUCGAACCGUUGUUAGUGGCCUUGUCAACCAUAUACCUCUUGAGGAAAUGCAGAAUCGGAAGGUCUGUGUUCUGUGCAACCUGAAGCCUGCAACCAUGCGGGGUAUUAAAUCCCAAGCCAUGGUUCUUGCUGCUUCUGACAGUGACCACACCAAGGUUGAAUUGGUUGAUCCACCUCAAUCUGCUGCGGUUGGAGAAAGAGUUACAUUUCCUGGAUUUGAGGGCGCCCCUGAUGAUGUUUUGAACCCUAAAAAGAAAAUCUGGGAAACAGUGCAAGUGGAUUUGCACACUGACACAGAACUAGUAGCUCGUUACAAAGAUGUGCCUUUCACCACAUCUGCUGGUGUUUGCAAGGUCUCAUCCAUUGGUGGAGGGUCAAUAAGGUAGGAGGAACGAACAACCAAUGCUGUGCCAAAACCCGAAAAAAAAAAAGAACUUCAACGAGGGGGAAACGAUGAAAGAUAUCACCUUAUUGUUAUUGUGCUUCGUAGUUGAAGUUGUAAAAAAUUUGCCCCUGUAUUCCGAUUCUGUAAAAGCUAAAUUAGAACCACAAUAAAGUGUUAUGUAUUGGCUGAUAGAAAAUUUCAGUCCCAUAACGACAGUUGUAAUUUGUGCUUCUUCUCACUAGCCAAACACCAGCCCCUGCCUGAAAGUUAAAAAAUGAAGGAAAACGAUUUUGAGUA